Molecule: messenger RNA, 1032 nt
Organism: Aspergillus tanneri
Lineage: Eukaryota; Fungi; Ascomycota; Eurotiomycetes; Eurotiales; Aspergillaceae
Product: GATA-like domain-containing protein
Exons: 3
Coding region: 1-1032 (343 amino acids)
Biological process (GO): cellular response to glucose starvation; protein catabolic process in the vacuole
Source: RefSeq, a predicted model, not a curated record
AUGUUCAUGAACUUCAAGCUGGUGGCUUCCGACUUGCAUGAGAGGCAUGCCCGGUUUCUGACUCCUGCAGUGCGUUAUGUUCCAGAGGAAUCAGAAGCUCCGAACAAAGCCUCUUCCGAGUUAGAAGUGAGCACGCAACGUUUUAACAUACCGGACCAGGUGGUAGACGACUGUUUGAUUGAGGACGAGCCGUCGAGACACGUCGAUUAUCUCUCCCAUGAGUGGAAGGAGGCGGAUAUUUGGGCUUCUUGGCGUUAUAUGGCCGCCAGAAAGAAAGCGUUCGAUAAGGGUGUCAGGCUUGAAAAUGCUCUCUGGAGGACUUGGGCAAAAUUGAAGUUCAAUCUCGGUAUAGUCUCGCCCAAAACACUUAAUUGGUUGAAAGAAUCUGAUGUGACAUGGCUGUAUGGUCCAUUUAAAACAUUAGGAACCCCAAGGAUGUCUGAAGCCUCACCACUUCCAAGCGUCCUGACAUGCCAGCCUCCAACGGACAGAAAGCCAAUACUGAAGAAGAGAACUCUCUCUGAAGCUAUUCCAAACAACCCCUUUGCAGCAGACUUUACUAUAUCUAGGCCAAGUCUGAAGGCACAGAAAACAGAUAAUGACCGUAAUCGUACAUCAUUUAACUGUCACAAGUCAAACCUUGGGGAGAUCCUGAGUCAAGUUUCUGAUGUUUCCCCGCAAACUCCUUUUAAUGGCAGCCUGGCCAGUACGUCAUCUGCUGGUUUCGGCUCACCUAGGCACCACGUCCGUUUUAACAACGAGGUGGCGCAGUGCGUUGCAGUCAAAGCAAACAGUGAUGAGGAAGACGAAUCGCCGACUACUUUUGAAAAUGACUCGUCCCCCGGGGAUGGCGUUGUUAUGACCGGACAGCAUAUUACACACAUCUACUCCUGCGAUAAGAAUUCUACUUCUCGGAAUGGCAUUAGCAGUAGAAAAAACACAAUUGCUCUGCUUCCUUCCACCACCCUCAAUUUCCAAGGAGACAGUCCAGAGCCCCAAGCACGUUCUGCAUGGAGUCGUGGGUUUGGUUAA